AACAGAAGUACAAGCCUCAUUAUAGUAGUUUACUGGGGCAAAAAAUCGCUCGCCUGCAAGGCGUACCUCAAUACAAGUCGGACAAUCAACAACAGACGACGUGAACCAUACGCGUUGACGGAGAUAAAAAAAAAUCUCAAGGAGGUGAGCUGCUCUUGACUUCCAUGUGGUCUAAACAGCGAAGACUGCUUUGAUUUGGUAGCUAAUGGAUCAGCGCUGCAAAGUCUAGAGCUAAGCUAUGUCUCCAGAAACACUAUCAGUACAAAAGGUGACUGGCGUCACUGCCCCUCUUGUUUGUUUUGCCAAUGGCAGCAUUUCAGAAGCAUGCAAAAAACAGCUACGGGUUUCAGUUUAUGAAGAGUCGAAACAAACUUUGAAAGGAAGGAAGAGGAAAAUAGUGAUGGCAGAGUCACAGAGGCAGACAUACAAGGCUUCAAAUUUUGAUAACGUUGAUUCCAAAUGUGAUGACACAGAUUUAUACCUGGCAGAAGUAAAUAAGGAGACUGGCGAAAUGAGUUUUUAUUCCGCAGAAGUCUUUCAUUUGAUGCCAGUCAGAGAAGAAAGUAUACUUGAACAGUCUUUGAAAUCUUCGAUGUCAUACCAAGAAAAGACUGACCUUCUCACCGAAUCUUUUGGAAGUGGGAAGCAGAAAAAAGCUUUGGCAAGACGACAGCAGAUCCGUUUGAAAGACAGUGUUAUUAAGAGUGCCAUUUCUUCUGUGGUGGACUCUGCGGUGGCUGCCCAGGAGCUUAGUAGUUCUUCAUCAGCUUUACCAGCGACCACUUCAGCCAUUCCACCAUACAACAUAGAUGCAAGAACACCUGCUGAGGUUUACAAACUUGAUGAUAUCAUCGGACAGGCAGAGCUGCAAAGCUUGAGGAAUGUUGCAGAAGUGUUUUUCCAAUGUAACAGUCAGAUCGUUGCAGAAUGGCAAACAAACAACACAUAUUUUUCAUCAGUUCUUUCAAGAUUAAGCAAUUUGCCCUUUAAUGAAACAGCUCGCUGGGAAAGUGCUUGUUGUUUGAUGUACCUGCAGUUUAUGAUGACAUUAUUUCAAAUGAAAGCAGCUCAAAUGCAAAAGAAAGAUCCCCUUCCUGCAGACUGGCCGGACUUGGUGACAAAUCUAAUGCUCAACCGCUUCACUUUCAAAUCUGAUACAGCUAAAAGCAGAAGAUGUCUUCCUGCCCGCCUAAAAGACUUGCUUCUUUCACAUAUUUUGGUGUUGUGUCUUAUUCUUGAUCGUUUUACCACCGAUCUUGAGCUGCUUCAGGUGGAUCUCAAAAUUGGACCAAACAAGCUCCAAACCCAUGUCAAAUCAUUAGGAUGCAAAGUCAAAAAGGAAGCCUCUUCUGGCAGUUUUACAGCCAUCUUGACUGUCCCAUUGGUCUUUCCAGAGGCAAAAAAGAGCAAGAAAGUACGACUAUGAAGAUAAAACAAUUCACAUCACAAACAGUUUGUUGUUGAGUGAAUCUUUUGAUCAUGAUAAAGCCUAAAAAAAUCUGUGAUGAACAGUUUGUUAAAAUGGGAUAAACAACAGCUUUGGCAGACAAUUUGAAGACAGCUGUUUCAACUGGUGACUGCCAUUAUCAGUAAAGUUUACCUUUUUUUUUGUUGAAAGAGAAUAUUUAAGACGUUUUUGGACUCCUUCUCAAUAUCAGAAGCAUCAGGCAAGCUUUGCAAAUUAUGUAUCUGCCAAUGAUUGAACAAGAGUUUUAAUCAUUAGAUUGUUGCAUGGGACCUAGAAAGGAUUCUUUGACACAAAUGGGGCUUAAUUGGUUCCCAUCAUCCUGAGAAUUUUUAAGUCUAAGAAAAGUGUUGAACAAAAGUAGUGAACAAGUUAUCCAGUCCUGAACUAUGUAGCUGCAGAAUGGAAGCAUUCAAAUGGUCUUUACCUUUGCAAGCUUACUGAUUAAAAUAUCAUGUGAAUAUUUUCUUAUAAUCAGAACUAGAAAGAACUUCACUAUAUUUCAUAUCCCAGAUUCCUCACAGAUCAAAUAAAUGUUGAAUUUCAAA
This is a messenger RNA of Pomacea canaliculata, 2013 nucleotides long. Its product is annotated as DNA-directed RNA polymerase I subunit RPA49-like. The record is from RefSeq and is a predicted model, not a curated record. The transcript has 14 exons. Gene Ontology annotation, molecular function: DNA binding. Gene Ontology annotation, cellular component: RNA polymerase I complex. NCBI's taxonomy places the organism in Eukaryota, Metazoa, Mollusca, Gastropoda, Architaenioglossa, Ampullariidae. Gene Ontology annotation, biological process: nucleolar large rRNA transcription by RNA polymerase I; RNA polymerase I preinitiation complex assembly; transcription elongation by RNA polymerase I. Bases 239 to 1426 code for a protein of 395 amino acids.